Messenger RNA from Salvia hispanica, 1060 nucleotides. It is a transcript of the gene PIFI, whose product is annotated as post-illumination chlorophyll fluorescence increase. Lineage: Eukaryota; Viridiplantae; Streptophyta; Magnoliopsida; Lamiales; Lamiaceae. The record is from RefSeq and is a predicted model, not a curated record. Gene Ontology annotation, biological process: chlororespiration. Gene Ontology annotation, cellular component: chloroplast stroma; thylakoid.
CUUUAAAUUCCCAGAUUAUGCUAUCUUUGUUUAUCUGAAUCAAAAUUUUCUUGAGCUUGCAAGAAUGGCUGCAGCAACUGCUACUACAAGUGCAUCACUUUUCAAUUCUUCUAAGCAAAUUGCAUCCACUUCUGGUGGUGUUCCUUCAAGAUCACAUGCUGUUAGAUUCUUCGGUGCUCCUGUGCGAAUCAGUGAUCCGAUCAAGAGAAAGUCGAGCAAGAUCAGUGGGAAAGUCACUGCUGCAGCUUUGGUUGCAGCACCUCCCGCUGAGGAAAUUAAAGAAUAUGUGCUUCCUUCGUGGGCUGAAUUCGAUCUUGGAAGAUCUCCCGUGUACUGGAAAACUAUGAACGGCUUGCCUCCUACUGCAGGGGAGAGGCUGAAGCUUUUCUACAAUCCAGCUGCAGCAAAUCUUGUUCCUAAUGAAGCCUAUGGAGUUGCUUUCAAUGGAGGGUUCAACCAGCCUAUUAUGUGUGGUGGGGAGCCAAGGGCAAUGCUGAAGAAAGUUAGGGGAAAAGCCGACCCACCUUACUACACGAUCCAAAUAUGCAUCCCAAAGCACGCAUCGAGUUUGAUAUUCUCGUUCACAAAUGGAGUGGAGUGGGACGGCCCCUACAGGCUGCAGUUCCAAGUGCCCAAGGCGUGGAGGAACAAACCAACGGAGUUCUUCACUGAGGGCCUUGCUGAGGAGUUGAGUAGAGAAGGUGCAUGUGAAGAGGCUAUAUUUCCAGAUACUAAUGUGGUGGUGACAAGCUGUGCCAUGGUUGGAAACUUAUCAGUCGAAGGCGGGGAUAGGUGCAAUCUUGAUUUGGUGCCUGGGUGUAUGGAUCCAGGGUCACCUAUGUUUGAUCCACUGGCUAAUGUGGAUGAUGGUUCUUGCCCUCCUUACUCUGAUUCUGAGGAUUCAUAGACAUCUUUGUUCCCAUUUGUUUCCACUCAUGAUCAAUGUUGAGACACAAGUAUCAAAUUCAUGUUUUAGUCUGUAUAUAUAUAUGUAUAAUCUCACAUUCCCACCAUGUAAUAGUAGUCACUUUCAUUUGAAAUAUACACAUAUUCAUAGCUA